AUGUCUUUGAAGAUUUCAACCUUUCUUCAUUCAAUAUUAAGCACCGUCGCAGUGCUAACUCUAGCCUGCCUUGGCUUACUGUUUACCUGGCCGUACCUUCCUCUUACUUCUGUCACACCCUCUUUCCAAUCAGACACUGUGUCAACUACACCAAGGCUCAACUUAUAUCAAUUCCACACAUCCAAAGAGUUGGAAGAUCUGUCCACUGCCGGAGACGCUUCCUGGCAACAACUGACAACGACCAACGAUGGUGGGUUCCUCUGGGUUCGUCAUAACGAGACAUACCGAACAGGAUGGGGGAUUAGCAUGUUCCACUCGUUACAUUGCCUCGGUCUGCUACGAGAGAUUGUGAAGACAAAAUCCGAUCACAGCAAUAGCGACAGUCACCACGCUUCGCAUGCAGAUGCGGCACACGCAGGCCAUUGCCUAUCAUAUAUUGCCCAAUCACUCCUUUGCUCAGCAGACGGAACUCUCGAGAGACCAAAGAGCAUUCUGGACGAAAAUGGCGAUAUUCUUCGGGAUGAUAUCAAUGGGGAAGGUGUUGAGCACCGUUGCAGAGAUCACAGCUUGUUGUGGAAAUUAGCGCGACGGACUGAGCAACAACCUAUCGGCGUGAUGCCUCCUGCAAAAUCUGGAGAUACCGUGUGGGAUUGGUUUAGUUAG
Messenger RNA from Penicillium coprophilum, 663 nucleotides. RefSeq lists its product as uncharacterized. Bases 1 to 663 code for a protein of 220 amino acids. NCBI's taxonomy places the organism in Eukaryota, Fungi, Ascomycota, Eurotiomycetes, Eurotiales, Aspergillaceae. The record is from RefSeq and is a predicted model, not a curated record. The transcript has a single exon. Gene Ontology annotation, biological process: mycotoxin biosynthetic process.